AUGAUCUUAUUGUCAGCUGAACUUGAGACAUUAAAGGAGUAUGGAAGGAAGAUGACAGAGCUAUCAAAAGCAAUAGUACAGUUUGUUCUAAUGAGCUUAGGCAAAGAUUUUCAAAAGAAAUUCUAUGAAUCUGAAUUCAGCAAGUGCCAUGGUUACUUGAGAAUAAUCAACUACUCACCUCCGGAAAAUGUGGUAGAAAAACAAGUUGAAGGGCUAGGGAUGCACACAGACAUGAGUUGUGUGACAAUAGUUUAUCAAGAUGAGAUUGGAGGGCUUCAAGUGAGAUCUAAAGAAGGUACAUGGAUGGACAUAAACCCAUGUGAAGACACUCUCGUUGUCAACAUUGGAGAUUUGAUGCAUGCAUGGAGCAAUGGGAAGCUCAGGUCAUCUGAACAUAGAGUUGUUCUAAAACGUAAUGCUAAUAGAUUUUCUUUGGCGUUCUUCUGGUGUUUUGAAGAUGAGAAAAACAUUUCAGCCCCCGAUGAAGUUGUUGGAGAAGAAGAUAACAGGAUGUACAAGACGUUUAUUUGUAGGGAUUAUUUGAGAUUUAGAGAGAGCAGCGAGAAAGGGAAGUUUGAGAAGGUGGGUUUUACAGUGAAACAGUUUGCAGGAAUUAAUUCAUAAUCAAGAGAUGAAGAAGUGAUUAUUGGGUUUGUUAAUUAAGUUUUUGCCAUGUAUAUUUCCAGUAACUUGUUUUUAUUUGUUCAUGAAUUAAUCUGAAGCAAUGAAUUGAAGCUACAAAAUGUGUGGGUAUGA
Molecule: messenger RNA, 756 nt
Organism: Pistacia vera
Lineage: Eukaryota; Viridiplantae; Streptophyta; Magnoliopsida; Sapindales; Anacardiaceae
Product: gibberellin 20-oxidase-like protein
Exons: 2
Coding region: 1-624 (207 amino acids)
Molecular function (GO): dioxygenase activity
Source: RefSeq, a predicted model, not a curated record